Anopheles cruzii is the source of this 1071-nucleotide messenger RNA. Its product is annotated as testis-specific serine/threonine-protein kinase 3-like. Gene Ontology annotation, biological process: protein phosphorylation; intracellular signal transduction; microtubule cytoskeleton organization. The transcript is spliced from 2 exons. The record is from RefSeq and is a predicted model, not a curated record. The coding region runs from base 1 to 1071 and encodes 356 amino acids. NCBI's taxonomy places the organism in Eukaryota, Metazoa, Arthropoda, Insecta, Diptera, Culicidae. Gene Ontology annotation, cellular component: cytoplasm. Gene Ontology annotation, molecular function: ATP binding; tau-protein kinase activity; protein serine/threonine kinase activity.
AUGUCUUACGCCAUCGAACAACCGAUUCCUUCGCCGAUUGAAGCGCUUGGCUAUCGUUGGGUGAAGCAUUUAAGCGAAGGCUGCUUCUCGAAGGUACAUUUGGUGGAAUACCGCGAUGAAGAGCAAGCUCACCCCGUUCGGCUGGCCUGUAAGCUGAUCGACACGAAGAAAUGUAGCGACAAGUUCCGUAAACGGUUCCUUCCCCGCGAACUGACCGUGCUGUUGCAUGUGCGCCAUCCGUACAUCGUGCGCAUCCAUGCUAUCGUCAAGUGUCGCAGCAAGAUUUGCAUUUUCAUGCGCUACGCCGAAAUGGGUGAUCUGCUGACGUUUCUGAUCGAUCACGGACCCCUGGCAGAGCCCCGAACGCGGAUCUGGUGCCGCCAGCUGGCCCUCGCGCUCCAGUACCUCCACACGUCCGGCAUCGCGCACCGGGACGUGAAGUGUGAGAAUGUGCUGGUGUCCGCGAACUUCAACGUGAAGCUCACCGAUUUCGGGUUCGCGCGCUACGUCACCCAGAAGAAGGACGGCCAGCUGGAGCUCAGCGCAACGUUUUGUGGUUCGUUCGAUUACUCGGCACCGGAGCUGCUGAAAGGACAAAACCCGUACAAUCCGAAAGCUUCCGAUGCUUGGGCCUUCGGAGUGGUGAUUUACAUGUUGCUGAACAAAGCCGUUCCAUUCAAGGGCAAAACGCGAAAAGUGUACGAAGAGCAGAUGGCACGAGCGUGGAAAUUCCGAUCUCGCGUGAGAAACACACUGUCACCGGAGGUGAAGUCACUCGUCCGCAAUUUGCUCGAACCAAACGCACUGGUCCGGUGGACCAUCGACGAGGUGCUGGUGUGCGACUGGCUGGUACAGGAUCCUCGGUUGCGUUCGCUAAACGCAGCCGAAUUUGCUGCGCUUGCCGAGGCCAGAGUAUUUGCCCGUUCGUCCGCCGAUAUGGAGCGGGUGCGAUCGAAGCUUCAGCAACCGGAAGCCUCGGAACGCUCGGUAACGAUGAUCAAGAAUCAACGCUCCGACAAUUUGCGGAUCUGCGUUGAAUCUUUGACCUCUACGCGAGCGUCCGUUUCAUAA